Daphnia pulex (common water flea) is the source of this 1678-nucleotide messenger RNA. Its product is annotated as trichohyalin-like. The transcript has 4 exons. The record is from RefSeq and is a predicted model, not a curated record. Lineage: Eukaryota; Metazoa; Arthropoda; Branchiopoda; Diplostraca; Daphniidae. Gene Ontology annotation, cellular component: nucleolus. The coding region runs from base 1 to 1617 and encodes 538 amino acids.
AUGGUAAAUACAAGAAGAAAAAGCCAAGUUUUACCAAUUGAUCCAUUAGCUGCGGAGCAAUCUGAUUCAUCGACGACAAGUGCGACCAGAAGAUCCACGAGACGUUCAGUCGGAAACGUACUAGCAACCCCCGUGGAAAUUCCCACGCCAACUAGAAGAUCAAGGCGCCUGUCAAAUUCCUCGGUAGAAUCAGCUAAUAAUGACACACCAAGACCAGGUACACGUCGUUCUUCCAGGAUUAACAAAACUGCUGGAAGUGACGCUGAAACAAGUGAUGUAGAAUUAGUUGUCAUUAAAAGGCGUAAGUUGGGGGAAGGUGUGGACACAUUAAUACCAAUCAGGGAAGAAAAAAAUGAAGAUCGUGCCAAUCCUUCUGAAGACAAGGAAAAGCACAUUUUGGUUGAACUCGAAGAAGAGAUUGAAGAUGAAAUAAAGAAAAAGAGCAAUGAAGUCGAAGAACUUAACAAAAGCAUUCAAGCUGAAGUUGAUGACAAGAUCAUUAAAACUGAAGUAGUUUGCAAAACUAUUGAAGCUGAAGUUGAUAGCAAAACCAUCAAAGUUGAAGUUGAAAGCAAGACCAACGAAGCUGAAAUUGAUAGUAAAUGUAAAGAAUCUGAAAUAGAAGUUGUACUUCCGAGUAAAGAAAUUGAAGAUAAAAUCAUCAGGCAAGAAUCACCUGUAAAAGCAAGUAAGGCUGAAGAGCUGAAGACUGAAGAUACUGAUAGUCAUGAAGACAAACUGGUAAACAUCAAGUUGGAUGAAGUUGACAAUAGCAGUUUGAAAUCUGAAAUUGCCAUUGAAAUCAUUGAAGCUUGUAAGGAAAACUCACAUUCCAGUGAGGAAAAUCAUGAAAAAUAUUUCACUCCAGUAUCCACUCCAACAAACUUGAUUGAAGUUGAAGAUGCUACUAAGCAAACUGAGAAGAUGGAUUGCUCAACAAGUGAAGAGCAGCAACCUUUGACAACAGCUGAGGUUGCAUCUCCAAAAAGCCGUGAUGGGGAACAGCAGCAAGAAGAAAAUAAAUGCCUACAGAGUCCACUUAAAGAAACCAAUGUAAAAGCUGAUUCACCUGUAAAGUCUGAUGUUGAGAAGCCUCGUAUGUUGUUUGGUGUUCCAGUAGAAAAAAUCACAAUUGGUACAACAUUAAAUAUGAAAAAAAUUGGAAAAAAAUUGAGGGAUGAAAAGAGGAAAAUGCGCAUAGCACACAAAGUUCGAGUGAAAAAAAUCGAACCUCCCAAAGAAAGUCUACCGUGUGGUGCUGAUGUAAUGCGGAAUAUUCCCAGAGGGAAAUCAAAAUCUGGACGCGAGUGGAAAGAACCAAAAUCCAAUCCUCGAUAUUUAUACCAGGACAAAGGUUUGAAAAUGCCCUUUGAAAAGAUCACACAGUUGAGACAAGAGCGUCAACGAGUUAAAGAGUUGGAAAACCGCAUGAAGGAAGAAGAGCGAGCCCGCCGAGCUGAAAUUACUCGUCGUCGUGAAGUAAAUAAGAAACGCGAAGAAGAAAAUGCUCGUCGUGGAGAAGUUGUUCAAGUGAUUCGAAAUACCAACAAAAUAAAAAGGAUGAAGAAAAAGCAGCUGAAGUUGAUUCAAAAGCGGGAUACAACAAAAGUGGUGUAAAUUUUCUAUCGUUGCAACAGUAACAAGUUCUUGACCAUGAAUAAAAAAAUUGAACGAUUAA